Candida albicans SC5314 is the source of this 1176-nucleotide messenger RNA. RefSeq lists its product as uncharacterized. Lineage: Eukaryota; Fungi; Ascomycota; Pichiomycetes; Serinales; Debaryomycetaceae. The record is from RefSeq and is a predicted model, not a curated record. Bases 1 to 1176 code for a protein of 391 amino acids. The transcript has a single exon.
AUGUACAGAAAAAGCAUUGGGGAAAUUAGACGUAGCUCAUUGGAGGAGAGACUUAAUUCUUCAAUGACUAAUGAUUCAUUAACUACUGGAAUUAGAAAUGGCGCCUUCAAGUCGAGCACAAAUAGGAAGUUUUCCACAGAGUUCAAUCUGGUUGACACCAAAAACCAACAAGACAAUUCUGUACCAUCGCUAAAUCAAGAAAAUCAAUUAGAUGAUACUCAAUCAGAUAGAUUUGAUCAACAAUCAGUCCCGCCCCUUCGGAAAAGAAAAAGUUGGUUUGCAGGAGUUUUACGAAGACGAAAGCCUAGUUUAGUAAACGACAUUCAAUCAGCGCCUCCUGUACAACAGCAACAACAAAACAAUAAGUCUAAAAGUUGGCUCUUCAAAUCAAAGGCUGAGGCUGAUUCUACACUCGUAUUGAACACGGCACAAUAUUCAAAUAUUCGAUCUGCCGAAUCGGAUCAGGCUGAAUUAUUGUCCACCGGAUCAGUAGAUAGGAACAACAAAUCCAAUUCAAUUCAAUUUGAAUCAAGAAAUUUAGAAUACGAUGACACCAUUCCUAUAUUUUUCGGCAAAUACUCUGGCAGUCCAAUGUGUACAUCUAUAUUGAAAAAUACUCAAAUUGUCUAUUUUCAACUUAGUGCUUAUAAUAGUUUGUAUGAUUUCGAUGAAGCUACUUACCAUCCAUGGAAUAUCUGGGAAGUCGACGAGGACAUGAAAAAGUUACGUGGGACUAUCGACGGGAAGGAUGAUUUCACGGAAUUUGCUAAAGAAUUUGAAUACAGCCAAGUUUUAUUGAUGAGAAGCUGGUUAGUUCCCAACUAUGAGAUUUUUAAGAAUGGGUAUUUGAUCCAACUUAAAAUCAACCAUAAAAAAAAUGAUACCCAGAAAGCCAUUAAUUUAUAUCUCAGUUGUUCUAGAGAUUCCAUUUUUAAAAAGUUACCGGAACAAGGAGUUCGGAUUAGUGUAUGUGGAAUUCGUUAUUUCAAGAAAACACUGCAGCUUUCUGAAGUGAUUUUUUGGAUACAUCCAAUUAAAAAUAUGUCUUUUAGCAUUAUUGAACAAGUAGUUUUGCUUUUAAAACUGUUUAAAAUUACCACUAGUAUCCAUAAAACCAUUUUGGUCGAUUUGAAUAAUGGCUCAAGAUCCACCAUCAAAAGUCUGUAUACAUAUUAG